GGAACCGACAUCCCAUGGUCUCCGCUCGCAGCCACUUCCAGCUUCCCGCGCGUCCCACUUCGUCCCGCAUCUGCAGCUUUCUCCAACUCCCCCUCUUUCGCUCAACACCUCCACAAAUCUCAAUCUCUCCUAUUUUCUCAUUGUGUUAGGUUACCAGCAGUCGCUCCUUCUCCGUCGUUAACGAGUCAGGGAGCCUUGCUCCCACUCUUGUUCCUUGUAACAAAACACUAUGCCUUCCAUGAGAUGCAGAGAUGCCACCCACACCACUGCCUUUGAUGCAGUGAGGCACACAUAGGCGCGCUGGAGGGAGACGGGAGGGGAUGCGGUGGGGAGGUGGGAGCAGGAGUGAGUUUGGGCUGCGGUGAUGCACACGAUUUCGCGCUGAAUGAAGGGUAUAGGUGAAAUGGGGUAGGGAGACGCACGCGAAAAAUGGAUCAGUGGGGGGAGGCGGAGAGGGUAAGGGGAAGGACAGACGAACGGGAUCAGGUGCAGGGCGCUACUCGCUUACCGCACGUCUCGUCGUUUCCAGCUUCCCGCUUGCCGCUACCCGCUACCCACUGCUUCCCCUUUCCCUCCUUCUCGCUUCCUGCCGGGAGACUGUUCACUGCAUCCAGCUCCCCUCGUGCCGCUGCCUUGUGCUUCCCGCUGGCCGCUUCUCUGCUUCUUCCCUCCACCGGACCGCCCCCAGCCUGAGCUGCAGAGCACAGACGGAGUAACAGCGGAGGGACCGACAGUGGAGUUGAAGAGGGGGAAGCCUAUGGUCCAGAGUGGCAACGCCAGAAUUUUGGGCCUAGCCAUAGUUGUGGCAUAGUGCAGGGACCAGAUUUUCUUUCAGCAUGUGAGAGGUUUGCACAAGUAUCAGGAUUUAGAUUGCUUUACAGUAAAACACAUGCUUCGGAUGGCCGUAGUAUUGAGAUACAGAAACAUGGGCAUAUGCGAGCGCAGGCGCCAUGUGGAGAUGCCUCGGAUCUACCUGCGAUACAUUCUCCU
Closterium sp. NIES-67 is the source of this 990-nucleotide messenger RNA. The record is from the annotation of a GenBank genome assembly. NCBI's taxonomy places the organism in Eukaryota, Viridiplantae, Streptophyta, Zygnematophyceae, Desmidiales, Closteriaceae.